Molecule: messenger RNA, 1557 nt
Organism: Hirsutella rhossiliensis
Lineage: Eukaryota; Fungi; Ascomycota; Sordariomycetes; Hypocreales; Ophiocordycipitaceae
Product: FAD binding domain-containing protein
Exons: 2
Coding region: 1-1557 (518 amino acids)
Molecular function (GO): FAD binding; oxidoreductase activity
Source: RefSeq, a predicted model, not a curated record
AUGAAGGGUCCUGGCUCGCUUGUGUACGGCCUCGCCAUACUCCAGACCUUGGCGGCCGGUGCACGCAUUCCCGGAUACUUUUACCCACCCCCGACUACCCCAGUCGGAUUGGACGCGGCCCAGGUCCAGCGGGAGCUCGGUAGCCUGGUUUCUGACACCACUGCUAUUUUUGGACCGGAUGACAACCGCUACCAAAAUGCCACUGCAAGGUGGAACAAUUUUGCCAGGCCUCAAAUUCAAGUUGUCGUCCAGCCUGGAGAGGAAUGCGAUGUUUCAACUAUUGUUGAAUAUUGCAAUGAGAACAGCAUCGAGUUCCUAGCCCAUAACGGUGGCCAUGGCUCCACCCAUAGUCUUGGACAGUUCAACGGCAUUCAGAUCAACAUGGGGAAUCUCCGGAAUAUCACCAUCCAACCCAGCGGCGAAACUGCCUGGUUUCAGGGCGGCGUCCACGGCGGUCCAACCACACGUUACCUUUGGGAUCAAGGCUACGUCACCACCACCGGCUCCUGCGAUUGCGUCGGUCUGAUGGGCGCCAUACUUGGGGGUGGCCAUGGACGUCACGAAGGUCUUUACGGCAUGGGAAGUGACAAUUUGCGCCAGCUCAAUGUUGUUCUGGCCAACGGCACUGCCAUUCGCGUCAACAAAACCAGUCAUGGCGACCUUUUUUGGGCGAUGAAGGGUGCAGGUCACAACUUUGGUAUUGUUACGAGUUUCGAGAUGGUCAUCUACCCCCGAGGCCCAGACUCUUGGCACUAUCACAACUAUAUUUGGCGUGGAGACAAGCUCGAAGACCUGUUCAAUGCUCUCAAUGCCUUCCACGGCAACGGCACUACUCCCGUUAAUAUGACGACCAACUUUGGGAAUUUCCUAAUGAACAACACCAUAACUGAGGAAGAGCCCGUCAUCUUCUGGACUUUUGCCUACCGUGGAUCCGCCGAAGAAGCCGAGCAGCACUUGGCUCCGUUCAACGCCAUCGAGGCUGUUUACGAUGAAUCUGGCGAUGUUCCCUACCCGCAGAUCUCCGUGGCCCAGGAGACCGACGAGAAUGCCUUUAUCUGUCAGCGCGAUUCCGUCCGAAUCACAGCCACGGCAGGCCUGCAAGUGUAUAAUGUAACGGCCGAGCACCAGAUCUAUCAAGGUUUCCAGGACCGCGUCGCCAGCAAUCCCAGGCUCGCUGCAGGAGGUUCCAUUCUUCACGAAGGCUACUCGACCGAGGCUGUCACAGCCCAGGACCCUGAUAACUCGGCCUAUCCUUUCCGUGCUGACCACCACCUCAACCUCGUUCAGAUCAUCAUCCCUCCGGGCGACUCAAGCUUAGAACAGGCCGCCCAGAAAUGGGCCACAGAGGUCAGGGACCAAUGGAACAAUGGUCAACCAGGGCGGUCAAUUAAUGCUUAUGUCAAUUAUGCCAACGGCUUCGAGCCUGUCGAAAGCAUCUACGGCCACGAAAGAUGGCGCUUGGAGAGGCUCCGUGACCUUAAGGGCAGUUACGACUCUUUCAACCGCUUCCGCUAUUUCAACCCUAUCGUUGGGGGAGACGAGCGAUCGAAACAUUAG